Messenger RNA from Aureobasidium musti, 1941 nucleotides. The record is from the annotation of a GenBank genome assembly. Lineage: Eukaryota; Fungi; Ascomycota; Dothideomycetes; Dothideales; Saccotheciaceae.
AUGGCCGCAUCUCAGGCUUCAAACGCAACCGAUGGCGUUCAGAAACCCAACUUCCUUGUCAUUGUGGCAGAUGACCUCGGCUUCAGCGACCUCUCCUGCUUUGGUGGAGAGAUCAGGACCCCGAACAUUGACAAGAUAGCGAGCAAUGGUAUUCGCUUCACCGACUUCCACGCAGCUGCAGCAUGCUCACCCUCACGUGCCAUUGUGCUGAUCGUCUUUACAGGNAUCAUGACCGGAACAGAUCAUCACAUCGCGGGUCUAGGAAACCUCAUUGAAUGGACUAAUAUAUCUGGCCAGAAUGCACCAGCAGAAGGGAAUGCCAAACGCUUUGAUACCGCUCCUCAGAGAGGCAUGCCCGGAUACGAAGGCUAUCUCAAUGAAAGAGUUGCCACAUUGCCAGAGAUCCUGCAAGAUGCCGGAUAUUCGACUCUGAUGUCCGGUAAAUGGCACCUCGGUCUGACACCUGAGCGUAGUCCAAAAGCAAGAGGCUUCGAAAGAAGUUUUGCACAUCUUCCCGCGUGCUCAAACCAUUACGCCUAUGAGCCCCAUCUCCAAACACCCGACAAGAUUCCCGAAUUCAUGACUAUGUCGUUUAUUGCUCUCCAUUCUGAGGAUGGCGAGUAUGUGAAGAAGCUGCCUGAUGGGUGGUACAGCAGCAACGGUUAUGGAGACAAGAUGCUCUCGUAUUUGAAAGAGCGUAAGGAGAAGAAGGAUGAAAGACCCUUCUUCGGCUACCUUCCUUUCACAGCACCCCACUGGCCACUUCAAGCUCCUGAUGAGUACAUAGCUCACUAUAAAGGUGUCUAUGAUGAUGGGCCGGAAGUCUUGAGACAAACCCGUCUGCAGAGAAUGCAGGAGAUCGGUUUGAUCGCUCGUGAUGUCGAAGCACAUGAAGUGAUCGCGGACGAGGUCAAAGCUUGGGAUGCUCUGACGCCUGAGGAAAAGGCCAAAUCUGCCAAAGCAAUGGAAGUCUUUGCUGUCAUGGUGGAAUGCAUUGAUGCCAAUGUUGGCAAGGUCGUUGACUAUCUCGAAGAGAUUGGAGAGCUCGACAAUACAAUGGUCUGUUUCAUGUCUGACAAUGGUGCUGAGGGUGCAGCCUACGAAGCAUACCCUAUUGUACAGGGUGAAAUGAUGCAACACCUGAAGAAGUACUAUAACAACUCGAUCGAUAACAUCGGUCGUGGUGACAGUUUUGUCUGGUAUGGACCACGAUGGGCCCAAGCAGCAACAGCACCGAGUCGCCUCUACAAGGCCUUCACCACAGAAGGUGGUGUUCGUGUACCCUUCGUUGUACGCUUCCCUGCAAACAUCGAAACUCGUUCUGACGGCUUCGUUGAUGGUCCUGUAGAGGUUGCUAGUUCUGGUUCUCACGUCAGCGUCGAGAAAGGCAGCAUUACUCAUGACUUUGCCACCGUCAUGGACCUCUGUCCCACGAUCCUUGAGAUGGCAGGUGUCAGACAUCCAGCACCUACCUACAAAGGUCGCGAAAUUGUGCCCAUGCGUGGUCAGAGCAUGCUGUCCUUCGUUGAAGGUCGCACUCACUCAACUCAUCCUGAGGAUCAUAUCACCGGCUGGGAGACGUGUGGCCGUGCAGCCGUUCGCUGCGGCGACUGGAAAAUAGUCUUCAUUCCCAAGCCCAAAGGCCCCGAGAAGUGGCAACUGUACCACCUCUCUCAGGACCCUGGCGAGAUUCAUGAUCUUGCCGAACAAGAGCCUGAACGUCUGGCUCGCAUGAUAAAGAUGUGGGAUCAGUACGUGCUUGAGACCGGUGUUAUCCCGCUAGCCCCAGAGCUUGGUGCAUUCCUCGAGGCUACCGAAGCACAGAUGCCUGAAAAUGCAUGGAUGGAGUACGAGUAUUGGAAGNNGGAUGGGGCUAGAGAUGAGCCUGAGAAGUUCUUCAGACAGCCUCCCCGAUUCCAGAGAACCGUCCAGCCCAUAUAA